Messenger RNA from Papaver somniferum (opium poppy), 2489 nucleotides. Its product is annotated as cleavage and polyadenylation specificity factor subunit 3-II-like. Gene Ontology annotation, biological process: snRNA processing. Gene Ontology annotation, cellular component: nucleus. The record is from RefSeq and is a predicted model, not a curated record. NCBI's taxonomy places the organism in Eukaryota, Viridiplantae, Streptophyta, Magnoliopsida, Ranunculales, Papaveraceae. The transcript has 14 exons. Bases 224 to 2260 code for a protein of 678 amino acids.
UCCUAAUGUGUGUAGUUUGCGUUUCAAUUUCUUUUCUUCUCAUAAUCUCUGAAACACCACGAAGUCUUAAAACCCCUGGAAUCCAAAAGCCAGCAAGCUUUAUUGAGAUCUUCUUUAUGCUAUUAUCGCAGCCUCUAACCAAGAUUUCAAGCCUUUGCAGAUAAAACUUUUGAAAACGAAAAAGGUCCCUCUACCUUCCACUCUCGGGUUCGGCGGAGUAGCUAUGGCAAUUGAUUGUCUGGUUUUAGGUGCUGGACAAGAAGUAGGAAAAAGCUGUGUUGUGGUGACAAUUGGAGAGAAAAGAAUCAUGUUUGACUGUGGGAUGCAUAUGGGAUACCAAGAUCAUCGAAGAUAUCCUGAAUUUUCUCUCAUUUCUGAUUCCGGCGACUUUAAUGCCUCUCUAACUUGUGUUAUCAUCACCCAUUUUCACUUGGAUCAUGUUGGAGCUCUUGCAUAUUUCACUGAGGUUUGCGGAUACAAUGGGCCAAUCUACAUGACUUAUCCGACGAGGGCAUUGUCUCCAUUGAUGUUGGAGGAUUAUCGAAAAGUGAUGGUAGAUCGAAGAGGAGAGGAAGAACAAUUUACAUCUGAUCAUAUCAUGGAUUGUAUGAAGAAAGUUACAACUGUGGACUUGAAGCAAACUAUUCAGGUCGACAAAGAUCUUCAAAUCCGAGCAUACUAUGCAGGACAUGUACUUGGUGCUGCGAUGUUCUAUGCAAAGGUUGGAGAUAGUGCUUUUGUGUAUACAGGGGAUUAUAAUAUGACACCUGACAGACAUCUUGGAGCUGCUCAAAUAGAUCGAUUACAGUUAGACCUCGUCAUAACAGAGUCUACAUAUGCAACAACAAUACGAGAUUCAAAAUAUGCUCGUGAGAGGGAAUUUCUUAAGGCUGUUCAUAAAUGUGUCGCAGGUGGAGGGAAGGUGUUAAUUCCAACAUUUGCUUUGGGACGAGCACAGGAGCUUUGCAUACUUCUGGAUGAUUACUGGGAGCGCUUGAAUCUGAAGAUUCCUAUUUACUUCUCUGCUGGUUUAACUAUUCAAGCAAAUAUGUAUUAUAAGAUGCUUAUUGGGUGGACCAGCCAAAGUGUCAAAGACUCAUAUGCCACAAAAAAUGCGUUUGAUUUCAAACACGUUUGCAGUUUUGAACGUUCGCUCAUAAAUGCUCCUGGUCCUUGUGUUCUCUUUGCAACUCCUGGGAUGCUCAGUGGUGGAUUUUCACUUGAAGUUUUCAAGCUGUGGGCUCCAUCAGAAAAGAAUCUUAUUACACUUCCAGGGUAUUGUGUGGCUGGAACUGUAGGACAUAAGCUGAUGUCAGGCAAACCAGGCAAAAUAUUCGUGGACAAGGAAACUCAAAUCGACGUCAAGUGCCAGAUUCAUCAGCUAUCAUUUAGUCCUCAUACAGAUGCAAAAGGGAUUAUGGAUCUUGUCAAAUUCCUGUCUCCGAAACACGUGAUACUUGUCCAUGGAGAGAAACCAAAGAUGGCAACACUGAAAGGAAGAAUAGAAUCUGAAUUGCAGAUUCCAUGUUAUUAUCCUGCCAAUAAUGAAUCUGUUCACAUCGCUUCAACUCAGUACGUGAAAAUAGAUGCAUCAGAAUCAUUUAUUCAGAAUUGCUUAAAGCCGACCCACAAAUGUUUAAAAAGCUUCUCUGAUUCAAAUACCAAUGACACAACCACUGUUUCCUCACCAAUUUCAGAAAUGAAUAAAGAAUCUGUUGCAGAAGGGUUUCUGAUAAUGGAAAAAACCAAAAGAGCCAAGGCAGUACACAAAGGUGAACUAAUGCCAACUUUGUCGCUUGAAGAACACAAGAUUCAGUUUGCUUAUUGUUGCUCUGUAAAUGCUGGUACUCUGUUACUUCAAGAACAAGAUCAACAUAAUGAUGAAUUGUCAGAAUCAUUAUCUAGGGGAUCCACAAUUUCUGAAUUGGGUAACUCAUCAAAUGCAUUAGCUCAAAUCACUGGUUCUUCUGCAACAAAGGAGCUUCCUCUAUCUGACCAACAAUCUCAGCUUCACCUAUUAUUUUUGAAACUUUCUGAGGAACUCGUAGAAGAGAAAAUACAAGAGUUUCCGGACCAUUUACAAGUAGAAUCAUUUCAUGUCUCCGUUUGCCAGAAAAACAAUAAUUGCCCUUACAAGAUCAAGGAUUUUUUCGACGUUGAUUCGCUAGUAUCUUUCUGCUGCAAAUGGUCAUUGGUUGAUCAGAAUUUGGCAUGGAGAGUCAUUUCAGUCAUUAAAGGUUUGGAUGCAACUACAGUUUAAGAACUAAAAUCUGAACCCAUUCCAAAUUCAACCAUAAUUUUGAGUUCCUUACUACUGGUGAUAAUAGUUUCAAGCUUCUAGAUUACUGAGCUAAUUUGUUAAUUUAAAAUGUAACAGCUGCAAUUGGUAAUUUUGUUCUUGUUCCAGCGCUCUGCAGGCAAUAGCAGUGAAUUUUCUGCUGGUUAAUGUUUGUUUAUGAUAGUGAAAAGUUUCUUACUUUUAUUUAUUA